GAUCCUGUGAAGUGGUAUUGCUUGGUGAGGAGAGACUGGCCUACACAGUUGGAGUAUGACAUGGGUCUAACAAUCCUGACGCAAUCCUUAAAGGACUUCACUAAAACUUGAAAAGGCUGAUGCCUCUGCCAGAGCGAGAGGAAUAAAUAGAUGCUGCCUCGCCCAGAGGCUUAGACGCCUGGGAAGAGCAGCCAGCGCGGCGAGGCCCCCCGGCUCCUCCAAGCGCGUGAACAGGACCAGAGGAUUUGGAUCCAAGUGAGCUGUGAUUGUCCGAGGGGACAGCUCCUGGGUCGUAGUGCUCGCCCCCGGAGUGCAGCAGACCGCGGAACGCGCCUGUCGCGUUCUCCGCCCGGCUGAGCCCUGUCCCAUCCUGCCGGCGUCAUGGUCUGUGGAAACCGGGGACGGAUGCUGCUGCUACGGGCCAGCGGGAUGCUAGUCCUGGCUGCACUCUGCCUGCUCCACGUCCCCAGAGCCCAGGCAGCAGCCUGUGAGCCCGUCCGCAUCCCCCUGUGCAAGUCCCUGCCCUGGAACAUGACCAAGAUGCCCAACCACCUGCACCACAGCACCCAGGCUAACGCCAUCCUGGCCAUCGAGCAAUUCGAAGGUCUGCUGGGCACCCACUGCAGCCCGGAUCUGCUCUUCUUCCUCUGCGCCAUGUAUGCACCCAUCUGCACCAUCGACUUCCAGCACGAACCCAUCAAGCCCUGCAAGUCUGUGUGCGAGCGCGCCCGGCAGGGCUGCGAGCCCAUUCUCAUCAAGUACCGCCACUCGUGGCCGGAGAGCCUAGCCUGCGAGGAGCUGCCGGUGUACGACCGUGGUGUGUGCAUCUCUCCGGAGGCCAUCGUCACCGCUGACGGAGCGGACUUUCCUAUGGAUUCUAGUACUGGACACUGCCGGGGGGCAAGCAGUGAACGCUGCAAAUGCAAGCCUGUCAGAGCCACACAGAAGACCUAUUUCCGGAACAACUAUAACUAUGUCAUCCGGGCUAAAGUUAAAGAGGUAAAGGCAAAGUGCCAUGACGUGACUGCUGUCGUGGAGGUAAAAGAGAUUCUAAAGGCAUCUCUGGUGAACAUCCCAAGGGAUACCGUCAACCUCUACACCACCUCUGGCUGCCUCUGCCCCCCACUUCAUGUUAAUGAGGAAUACAUCAUCAUGGGCUAUGAAGACGAGGAACGCUCCAGGCUACUCUUGGUGGAAGGCACUAUAGCUGAGAAGUGGAAAGAUCGGCUUGGUAAGAAAGUCAAGCGCUGGGAUAUGAAACUUCGUCAUCUUGGACUGGGUAAAACGGAUGCUAGUGACUCCACUCAGAAUCAGAAGGCUGGCAGGAACUCUAAUCCCCGGCCAGCAGGAAGCUAAGUCCUGAAAUGCGAAAGACCACACCCAUUGACUCCCUACUAAGACUUGCAUUGCUGGACUAGCAAAGGAAAAUUGCACUAUUCCACUAUUGUUUACUACAGAUACCAUGUGGCAACAGAUGUUACUUCUGCAUCCUCUUCUCCUGCUUCUAAAUGGCCUGAGUUAGAUCCUUAAGUAUGUUAUAUAUUCUAUUUUACUAAUCACAGGGGAACUGUUCUUUUGCAGCAGUAAUAAUAAAUUAAACAUGCUGAUACUAAGUUCUCUGUACCGUCGUCCCCAGGUAUUGAUUUUGUGUUCUGUACCCAAAUUGAGAAUGCAAUAUUGGAUGUAAGGAGAGAUUUCUGGUAAUAUCUCAAAAACUAGAUAAUUGCUGAAAACUGGACUCUGCUGGUGUUCUUCCAGCCUUGUUUUUGUAUGCCUUUUGGGCAUUUCCCUCAUGCUAUGAAAGAUCUAAAUGUUUAUUAAAGGUAGAAUGGCAGUUUGAAAUUAAAUACUGCACAUGCAGAGAAAUGCAACACCAGGAAGCAUUUAUGAGGAAAUGCCACACAGCAUGAAUAAUUUUCAAGAUUGGCAGGAAGCAAAAUAAACAGUGUUAGGAGCCAAGAAAAGGAUAUUUUGCCUGACUAAGGAGCAUGCUGGAACCAGUAGCCCUUAAGCCAUUAACAAACAGCCAUGUAUUUGAUUUGUUCAUAAAUAUAUUAAUGGGCAUUAGAGAAAGACGUAUAGACAUCUACUAUUAUCACCAUCACUGCUUCCUUCUAAAUAAAACCCACAGUUAGAUGCCCCCCUUCCAUUCAUAAUACAUUUGCCUUGCUGUAUUGGCCAGAAAAAGAAAGUGUUAAAGUAGCUUGCAUGUAUACCAGGGUGAUGUUUUAAAGAGGUAUGUAACUCCAUAAAAUAGUGUAUAGGACAGUGAAAUGGGCAAAUUUGUUUUUUGUUUGUUUUUUAUUUUUUUGCUUUGGGUUUGUGAUUUUGGUUUCUGGCAUGUGUUCAUUUGUAUUUUUCCAGGAGUGCGUCUAAGCCGACACACAUUCAAGUUGGCCUGCUCUUUGGCCUAGACAUUUUUGUUUGAAUUUGUACUGUUGAAUGCUCAGUUAAAAUGUCUAACAGAAGGAGGUGUGGUUGUCAGGAGAGGGAUUAUUCUGACUCUUAAACAACAACAACAAAACAGUGCAAUGCUUUUAUUAUUCAAGCCGCAGAGAUCCCUACAGACCAUGGGAAACUUGUGAUGUCAUUUCUUCCUUCCUGCAGCAGGGAUCUUUAGAGCUCGUGCCAAUCACUUGAAAGUCUCGUUCCUUGCAGUUUACACAUGUGACAAUAGUAGACCCAGAUUUCUAAGCGAUGGUGUGCUGAAAAUAAAACAUGUAUGGAGCAAA
Messenger RNA from Mesocricetus auratus (golden hamster), 2732 nucleotides. RefSeq names its product frizzled related protein (gene Frzb). Bases 382 to 1356 code for a protein of 324 amino acids. Gene Ontology annotation, biological process: non-canonical Wnt signaling pathway; canonical Wnt signaling pathway. The record is from RefSeq and is a predicted model, not a curated record. Gene Ontology annotation, cellular component: cytoplasm. The transcript has 7 exons. Gene Ontology annotation, molecular function: Wnt-protein binding. NCBI's taxonomy places the organism in Eukaryota, Metazoa, Chordata, Mammalia, Rodentia, Cricetidae.